AUGGUCCUGUCCCGGCAACUACUGCGAGACAACGCCCACAUCGCCGCUUACCACUUCCAUAAGCGUUAUACGCUGUUUAGGACUAUUGUCCUGAAGCAGAAGUUCAACCUAACGGACUUUUGGGGCCGUUACGAGUGGCAGGGCAGGGGGUCCAGUCACCACCACGGCCUAUAUUGGCUAAGUGGCCACCCAGACUUAGAUCCUGACAACGAUCAGUCCCGGGAGCAAUUCACCCGCAUCUGGGGAUAUCACGUAUCUGCUGUCAACCCAGAGCCUCAGCGAAUACAGGGCGAGAGGAACGAUGGCCAGAUUAACCACUACAACCGCUUGCUUACCGUUGCGUGGCUAGCCAAUACAGAUGUUUCGCCCUGCACGAGCCUCCAGCAGGUAAUCGAUUACGCGGCCAAAUACUGCUCCAAGUCGGAAAAGAAGAGCGAGUCUUUUGCCCAGAUCGGGAAGGCCCUGAUGCCCCGGGUCAAGGACCACAACCCCCUUAUUUCUUUCACGUCAAAGCUCCUCAAUCAGCUGGUUGCUGAGCGGGAUUACUCGAAGCAGGAGGUCAGCCACUUGCUCCUCGGCCUGCCGUUACAGGAAGGCUCACGAACCUGCCUGGACCCUUCCAAGUGGAAGCAAUGGCAGCCAGUCAACGUUAACGGCAGACCUCGUGUCACCACAGUCAUGGUGAUGACCAUUACGGUCGGCCAAAAGAGGCUCGAUUACAUCCCCAAGAUGAUCAAUAUGAGGCUCUGCCUGUGGAGGAAGAAUUUGAUGACGAAGACUGGAUUCGCCUCGCCGCCCUUUUACCUGGGAACCCCCUUACCCAGGAAGAUCUUGACCUUCUUGGCCGCCGUGAUAUCGAUGUCAAUUACGACUGGACACGGCAUCCACCCCAUGGCCAACGAUGUGGAGGUCCUUGGCCUCACUGGCGUAAUACGCUGA
This is a messenger RNA of Hirsutella rhossiliensis, 939 nucleotides long. RefSeq names its product ATP-dependent DNA helicase PIF1. The record is from RefSeq and is a predicted model, not a curated record. Bases 1 to 939 code for a protein of 312 amino acids. Lineage: Eukaryota; Fungi; Ascomycota; Sordariomycetes; Hypocreales; Ophiocordycipitaceae. The transcript has 5 exons.